Messenger RNA from Linum trigynum, 12028 nucleotides. NCBI's taxonomy places the organism in Eukaryota, Viridiplantae, Streptophyta, Magnoliopsida, Malpighiales, Linaceae. The record is from the annotation of a GenBank genome assembly.
CAUCACCAUAAAAGGAAUUAAGCCUCAACUAUGCAAAUUACAGUUUGGUAGCUGAACUUAAUAAAUCUUUAUAUUUAUAACCUAGAUUUAUUUUUUUGACAUAUAAGUCAUCAAAAUGUUGAUGGAACAUUAAAUUUUAGUACCUAAAAUUUAUGCAUAUUACAUUUUGGUACCUAAACUUUUGAAGUUCUACAUAUAUGUCUAAUUUUUGUAUGCAUAAAUAACAAUCUACAUUAUUUGUUUCACUCUAAAAUCAUGUAAACAAAUUAUUGUGACUUUUGAGCCCGGUGAAGAAGAAAAGACGUCGAAACAUCAAAGGUAGUUGUUGGUGCAAUACGUGUAGAUCAACAGGUCAACCAUGUCAGCUGACCGAUUGAUUUUUCAAGUGCAAUCAUGAGGUUCAUUGUCAUUAGAGCACUCUCCACGACUUUGACUUGAGUUAUGGAGAUAUCUUCGGGUCAACCUUUCCAUGGUGCGGUCGACCAAAUUAGACCUGAACACCGACCUUUCAAUGGUGCGGUUGGCCAGUUUAUUUUUGAACGUCGAACUUUUCAUCAUCAGGUUGACAACAACAUAUAAGCGAUCAACCAUUCUUUUCAUUUGUAAUGGUUAGUCUCGUUGUAAGAGUAUUGAGUAGACAAUUUUCAUAUUUGGUCGACCUUUUUGUCCAAGUCAAGGUGACUUGAAACUUGAAAGUUAUUAUGGGCAAUACCCUAAAUUUGUGGAUGGUCUAAAAGCAAAGAUACCCCGUAAAACAAAAAAAUACAAGUCAACCUAGUUUCAAUCUUUUGUAUGGUCGAGGAAGUGGGUUAAGGCUUAGUGAUGAAAUUGACUAAUCCCGGAUGCGUAAAAAAUGUUGAGUCUCAACAAUCUCCCAAUAUUCAAAUUCAAAUAAAAUAGAGCAUUACAUCAAGAUAACAAAUGUUAUACUUGAAAACAACAUAUAACGUCAACUUCAAGACAUUUACACUUAAGUUCAAAUAUUAUAAAAAUAUCUAACAUACUUAAAAUUAACCAUAGAACAUCGAUUGACAAUUACCUUAUUAGAAAUAGUUUAGUAUUAAACAAUUACUUCGCUACCAUCUAAGUCGAGUUAAUUACAACAUAAGCCUCAUAAAUAACAAUCUACAUUAUUUGUUUAUCACUUUAAAAAUCAUGUAACAAAUUAUUGUGCUUUUAAGCCUCGCGAAGAAGAAAAGACGUCAAACAUCAAAGGUAGUUGUUGGUGCAAUACGUGUAGAUCAACAGGUCAACCAUGCAUGUCGACUGACUGGUCGAUCUUUCAAGUGCAAUCACGGGGUUUAUUGUCAUUAGAGCACUCUUGAUGCUUUCGCUUGAGGUAUGAAGAUAUCGUUAACCCCAACCGGUCGACCUUUCCAUGGUGCAGUCAACCAGUUUAUUUCUGAACACCGACCUUUUCUUGGUGUGAUUGGCCAGAUUAUUUCUGAACGUCGACCUUUACACCAUUAGGUCGAGUACAACAUAUAACCGAUCAACCAUUCUUUUCAUUUGUAAUGGUUAGUCGCAUUGUAAGUGUUCCAUUCAGACGACCAUUUUCAGAUGUGAUGGACCUUUUUGUCCAAGUUAUGGUGACUUGAAAGUCAUUAUGGGCAUAUCCUAAAUUUUUGGAUGGUUUAAAAACAAACAUAGCCCGAAAAAAAUACAAUUCAACCUGGUUUCAAUCUUUUGUAUGGUCGAGUAAGUGAGUUAAGGUUUAUUUAUCAAAUUGAUUUAUCCCGGAUGCGUAAAAAUGUCAUUACAUUUUUCAACAAUCUCCCAAUAUUCACCUUCAUAUAAACUAUAACAGUAGAUCAAGAUAACAAAUACUGAUACUUGAAUAUAACAUGUAACGUCAACUUCAAGACGUUUACACUUAAGUUCAAUAUGGUAAAAGUAUCUAACAUACUUAAAAUUAAACAUAUAACAUCAAUAUUCUAAUAUUACCACUUAAAGUUCAAAAUAUAAAAAUCAAAGCACUCAAUCUUCAAAAAUGGACCAUCAAUAUCCAUAUUCAUCUGGAUUGCAUCAACCAUAUGAGAAAUUUUGAACAUCAAUCACAUCAUACUCAAAUCAAUUUCCUUAAAAUUCAUGUAGUAUGUAACUAACAAAAUAUUCUAUCAUGACCCAAAGAUGAAUGAAAUAAGAAAUAGCAAGAUAUGCACACAAUUAAUUUUAUAGUGUAGUGGUAAAAACAAUUUACCUAUAUUCUUGAGAUCCAUGGUUUUAACCUCAACAUGUAUAAUUAAAUUCUCGGUUUUUUAAGAAAAAAUUUAACCAGUUGGUUGAACUAAGCGGUUCUUGUGGGCUUGAUUGAGUCUGUGCAGACUCAUUUACUAUGUUAUUAUUGGAAUUUUAAGAUAUCGAGUCAAAUUGAUUCGAUCGACUAGUCAGUCCACUAGUUGAAAACCUUGAUACAACAUCAAAGAAUUUCAUUUUAUAAUUGAGGAACAUCCUACCAAGUUUCCUUGCCAAUCAAGUCAGUACAAGAGGGAAAUAAAGUUUGAUAUGGUGUUCAAUGGUGAAAAAUCAUGUUCCGUGGUCUGGUUUUAGGAUGUAGACUAUUGCUCUUAUGGUGUCAAUCUCUCUAAAUAAUCUAAAGACAAGUAAUGAUCCUUUAAUGCCUCUUAUCACUGCUGUCAAACUUCUAUCCCCUAGAUGUUUAUUUAUAGGCCUUUGCAUAAGGUUGUCUGCCAGGAAAAGUUGGUUUAAUACACAUCUGCCGAGCUCCUUCGAGUAUCUUCAAGCUUGGCUACCAAGUUUAGCAUAUUUCUUCCAAAUCUGAGCUCGGUCUGGAGACUCCCAGAAAUGGCAGCCCAGGCGCCAUUUUGGGCUAGGGUCGACUAAUUUCAUGCCAUUUUCUAGACUUUGAUCCAUUCUCUAAUUCUGACUUCUAUCCAUCAUGCCUUGAUGUUCCCCACUCGUACAAGAUGGUCCACUAGAAUACUUUAGCUUGAAAUCACAUGGAACACUACAAAAAAUGCAUGAAAAAUAAUAUAAGAAUCCUAGUGCCACUAAAACUUGAUGUGUCUUACUAUCCAAAAUUGGUACAAUAUUUUAUAUCCUAUGCAAAUGUGGUUGAGAUGACUAUCACUUAAUAGAUGUUUGCAUAUGUAUUUGAAAUUCCAAAUAGUGGAAGGAAAAUCAUUUCUUUUAGUAUUUGAAAUGAAACUCGCUAUUCAAGGGAUAUCAAAAUACGAAUUGUUUGUGGCCUCCUAAUGGUGAAGAAGUUGACAUCCGUACGUAGUAGGCCAAGUUCGAACACAUUCUUCCAAAUGGUGGACAUCGUGUAACAAUUAUCUACUUUGACAUGGAGCUUCUCACUCACCUACUCGGCCAUAUAAAGGUGAACUUGUCAUAUAUGAUUUUCAAUAAUAUGCUUGCUGUUGUGAAUAAUUAGAGCAAGAUUCUUCCAUAUGGUAUCAUAUUGACUUUGAAAUUUGAGCAUUUUAAUAUGAAUUUAAGUGACGAGAUUUGCUUAAGAGUUAAAAACCAGAUAAUUCUGGUUGUGUGAUGGUGUGUAUAUCUGAGCUAACAAUGUAAAUGAAGACGAGGACGAGACUGAUGAAGAGGCCAUGAAAGAGCGAAUGACACAACCAAAUAAUUUCGUUCCACUAAUCACCCUUAACGAUACAUGGAAUCACAUGAUGAUAUGCCGAAUUAUAUUGGGCAUAUAUCCAACCAGAUGGACACACUUCAGUUGACUGUAAAUGAGAUGCAAGAUGAAGCUGGAUCCUUUAGUGGAAGACACGUAUAUCCUACCACAUUCAAGCACGGGAAUUUUCGUACCACCAAUCCGAAAAAUCACGAUGAGAUAGAUUAGGGGAUUAACGAAUGACAUUGUGCAUUUUAUUUGUAUUUUGGAUUAAGUUUAAGUCGCUAUUGUUUUGUAUUUGAGACAUUUGUGGACUUUUGUCAAUUGUGUAUAUUGUGUCUAAGUAUUAUCGAUUAAGAUGUUUUUUUUUUCAUUUAUGAUUGUGGAUUGAAUUUUGAUUUUUUUUUAGCAACCGUUGGACAUUCUGUUUCCCUAAUCCUAUCGACUAGAGCAAACACCAACUUCGUCGGUUAGCAACUUAGCGUCUACACUUCAAAACGGUCAACAUGUAUAUCAACAUCAUUGAUGUGAGCAUCUUCUUAAUUUUGGUCGACCUGCCAUCCCAAGAGGUUGGCCUCUUCAACAUAAUGGUCGUUCAUUAUGUCGUCCACUCGACCUGCUGAAGAAAACGGUUGACAGUUCUUUUCCUUCAAAAUUAUGAAACCUCGUCGCAACAAGAUUAAGCGCGUCAUCGGCCGGUAGACCAAUUCUCAUAAAAUGUCAACAUUUUUUUUUGUCCCAAUUAUGAUGAAUUGAAAAUCAUCGUAGUCGUACCCUAAACUUCACACACUACUACAAAGUUAGCAUAAUACAACGGUAAAUUUGGGUACUUACUAAGUAAUCUAAGUCCCACACAUGGCUACCUAUUGACUCGCGUACCGAAAAAGUACAUAAUAGUUUUUUUUUUAUACCGAAACCUUGGUUCAACCGUUUUCCACCUCUAAAAUCAGGUAUUGAUUUGGAUUCGAUAUCUGAUAUUUUCGGUCGGACCGACCGAUAAGACUGGUUUUUAUCUCAGCUUGUCCCUGAGUAAUGGGCACAUGGAGAAAGACCCCAAAAUGCAUCAUUAUCAUCAUAUAUAUAUAUAAAGAGAUAAAUGACGAAAAAGAAAGGACAUAGCAAUGUGCCCUUACCCUACACCAUGGGCGGUUUGGCCUUCCAUUUUUUCAAUUACAAAACAAAACUCUCCCCUUUUUUUCUGCAACUCUUUUCUUUUCUUUUGGUUUCUCUAUCAUCAUGUGCUGUGCUGCCUUCUUCUUCUUCUUCCUUGGGUCUUCUUCUUUUUUUUACUUCUUUCCCCAUUGCUAACCAGUAGCUAGUGCAGCAAAUACAAUCAAUCAUCGUGCUUAGAUUCCCAAUAUACAUAUUAAACUAAUCACACUCACAAGCAAGCAAGAAAGAAAGAAAGUCACAGGCCAAAAGCAACCUGCCUGCCCAGCUAGCUACCUUGUGUGCAGAACUGGAUUAUCUUAUAUUAAUCACAAUAAUUAGGUUGUGGGUUUAGUUUAUUAAAGUGGUCUGUCACGAGACAUCACGUGAUGGCUUGAUUAAUGUCCUUUUGGGGAAAAAAGAGGGGCAAGAAAGAAAAUAUGGGUUUUUUAUUUUUUUAUUUAUUUGGGGUGGUGAUCCUAUACUUAUUUUCUGGCUAUGAACAUGAGGUUUGGGAAAUAUUUGGAAUUUUGUUUCCCCUCAAAAUAUGGAAUUUUGUUUUUUUUCAGAAAAGAAUGGGGUUGGUAUGUGAAUUCUAAUUGAAUAUGUUAAUUAACAGGAUUGAUCCCCCCCACUUAGGUUUGAAUUUUAGCAUCCUUGAUUGCAGGUCUGUGUCAAGGUUUAAUUAAGUGGAAUGUUGAGAGUUAUUUUUUUUUUUACCCUUUAGAAAACAUAUAUUUAGAUCCAAUCUCAUAGGUCGGGUAAUAAAGUUUUGAUCCAAUCUCUGGAAAGUGGAAAUUAAAAAAACAUCUCUUAGAUCCAAUCUCUGCACCCUUAACUUAACUUAUGGACCUGCAGUGCAGUGCAGGCUGCACAAAUAAAUAAAUGACCGUAUUAAUUUAAACCCUCCCCCCACCACAUUUCUGGCAAUUGAGGAGGCCAACUAACCGGUGAAAUUGCAAAGCUCGGUAAUUUUACUUCGGGUUAAAAUAUAAUUAUUUCUGAAAUGAAAUGAAUUGUCGAUUCAUUUGAUACCAAACGAAAGCAAUUGUAAAUUCAAGCUUCAUCGGUCAUGUUUGGGCCCCUUCAAAACUAGCCCCAAUUCUUUGUCAUUGAGGGGUCGUUUGGAAGUUGCGAUUGUUAAAUAGAUGUAUUGUUGAGAAUGCAUGUAUAAUAUUAUACAUGUAUUGUCGAAUUUGAUGCAUUGUAGAAUACAAUGUUUGGUAUGUGUGAUUGUGUAUGUCGCAUCAGCUAAAAGCUGAGACAAAACAAUCUCAACAAUCACAACUAAAAGUUGAGAUAUAACAAUCACUCAAAAUGAGUGAUAGUUUCUGUCACAUCACAUAAACAAUCCAUGUAUUGUUUCUGCUAAAAAAACAAAAAAAAAAAACAAUGCAUUGUAAACAAUACAUGCAUAAUGACAAUCUCAACAAAACUAUCGCAACUUCCAAACCAACCCAGAAAGUUAAUCUUAAUCUGGCCGAGUUCCCAUCUACAUAUUUUCCCCACUCCACAAUGAUCACCAGAGCUACAGUUGUACUUGGCGGGAAACCAAGGCAGGAAAAGCAAAUUACUAUACGACACAAAUUUGCUCAUCUCACCAGUCACCACCCAACCCCAUUCAGAGAAGAGAAUGAAACCCUAACCUUGUUAUCCACAUCUCCAUCUCCAUCUCCAUCUUCUCCCCACGCCCUGACAAAGUGACACCCAUUAAACAAAACUCACCCCAUCUAGUAAAACUCUCAUCCAUUUGCACAAGUGCGUAAUGAACACAGUAAAACAGUCUAAUUACUUCCAAACCGAAGGUCUCCAAUUCGAAUCCCGACAGUGCUACUACUAAUCGAAAUUCAACCUCCCAUCUCACCUUUCCAAAAACAACUCCCAUUCACCCUCUCCAUCAAUCUCUCACACUAACAAGCAAGUCUCUGCUCAAACACAUGAUGCCUUAGCUGUUUCUUUCUUGGAUCCGGGAUUCUGUGCCCUCCCCUCCUUCCCAUUUUUUUAUAAACCCUAAACCCGUCACCAGAAGAAGAAGCAGAAAAAAAAAGUAAGAAAAAGCAGUAGCACUGCCCCCAAAUUAACUAAUCCAAAAGACCAAACCACAAUUAAUUAAACUACUAAACCCACCAAAGCAAGCAAGACAUGGUUGGUUUUGGUGCUUGUUCUUCCUCUCCCUCACUCCCUCACCUUCUCCCUUUGCUCCUCCUUCUUCUCUCCUUUGUUCCUCCUCCCUAAGCUCCUCAAAUCUCUCCCAGAACUUCCCCAUUUCCACCUCCUUCCCCCUCGGAAUUUGCAUCCUUACCCAUAUUUAGUUUACCCAAGCCCACCUUAACCUCCUCCUCCUCUUCCUCUAUUUCUAAUGCCUGUAAAUCCAUUCUCCCUCUUUUCACUCCUACUCUUCUUCCACUUCCUCUCCUCUUCUUCCUCCCCUGUUUUCGCUCUAAACCCACAGGGCCAAUCUCUCCUAUCAUGGAAGAACACCCUGAACCCUUCCCCUGACGCUCUCCGGAACUGGGACGCCGCCAGCCCGACCCCAUGCGCCUGGUCCGGCGUCACCUGCAACUCCAACAGCCAAGUCGUGGGAUUGGAUCUCCGGUAUGUCGAUUUGUACGGCGCCCUGCCAUCCAAUUUCACCGCCCUGUCGUCGACGCUGACCACGCUUGUCCUCACCGGAACCAACCUGACCGGUUCGAUCCCCAGGGAGAUCGGAACCCUCCUCCCGGAGCUGACUUACUUGGACUUGAGCGACAAUGCGUUGACUGGGGAGAUCCCCGUGGAGCUCUUCGACCUGGGGAAGCUCGAAGAGCUCCACCUGAACUCGAAUCAGCUCGAGGGUUCGAUCCCCGAUCGAAUCGGGAAUCUGACGGGGCUGAAGUGGCUGGUUUUGUUCGAUAACCAGCUCGGCGGCAGGGUUCCCGAUACCAUAGGGAGGUUGAAGAGCCUGGAGGUGAUUCGAAUCGGUGGGAAUAAGAAUCUGGAAGGAUCGAUUCCUGUGGAGAUUGGGGGUUGUGAUAAUCUGACCGUGCUUGGGUUGGCGGAGACCAGCAUCUCCGGUUCGUUACCGGCGACGCUGGGCCGGCUGAGGAAUCUGCAGACGAUUGCGAUCUAUACUGCUCUGCUUUCCGGACAAAUCCCGCCGGAGCUCGGCGACUGUACGGCGCUGGAGAAUGUUUAUCUGUAUGAGAACUCGCUGUCCGGUUCGAUUCCGAGCGCGCUGGGGAAGCUGACGGAGCUAAAGAAUCUGCUGCUGUGGCAGAACAAUUUGGUGGGGAUUAUCCCGCCGGAGCUCGGGAACUGCAGGAAGAUGCUGGUCGUUGACGUUUCGAUGAACUCGUUGACCGGCAGCAUUCCGCAGUCGUUUGGGAACUUGACGGAGCUGGAGGAGUUGCAGCUGAGCGUGAACCAAAUCUCCGGGGUGAUUCCGCCGCAGAUUGGGAACUGCCGGGAGCUGACCCACAUCGAGCUCGAUAACAAUCUCAUCUCCGGCGCCAUCCCGGUGGAGAUUGGGCAGUUGGUGAAUCUCACGCUGCUGUUCCUCUGGCACAACAAGCUCGAGGGGAACAUCCCGGCGUCCAUUUCUAAUUGCUGGAAUCUGGAGGCCGUGGAUAUGUCGCAGAACGGAUUGAUGGGACCCAUCCCCAAGGGGAUAUUCCAGCUCACCAAACUCAACAAGCUGUUGCUCCUCUCCAACAGUCUCUCCGGCGAGAUUCCUCCGGAGAUCGGGAACUGCUCGGCGUUGAUUCGGUUUCGUGCGAAUGGGAACCGCCUCACUGGGUCGAUUCCGCCCCAGAUUGGGAACUUGAAGAAUUUGAAUUUCUUGGAUCUUGGAUCGAACAGGAUCAAUGGCGCCAUACCGGAGGAAAUCUCCGGUUGUCGGAAUCUCACGUUUCUGGAUUUGCAUUCUAAUUCGAUCUCAGGCGAGCUUCCCCGGAGUCUCGGUCAGCUCGCUUCGCUUCAGUUCGUUGAUUUCUCCGGUAAUAUGAUUGAAGGCAAUCUGACUGCCGGUCUUGGCGAGUUGAGCUCGCUCACCAAACUCGUCCUGUCCGCGAACCGGUUGUCGGGUCGGGUACCCGAUGAGCUCGGAUCCUGCUCGAAGUUGCAGCUACUUGACCUAAGCAGCAAUCAGCUACAGGGAAACAUUCCGGCGAGUCUGGGGAAGAUCCCUUCGUUCGAAAUAGCUCUGAAUCUCAGCUGGAAUCAACUCACCGGCGACAUCCCCACUCUGUUCACUGAGCUCGACAAGCUCGGGAUCUUGGAUCUCUCCCACAACCAGCUCACUGGCGACCUUCAAUCCCUCGCCGACAUGCAAAACCUCGUGGUGCUCAACGUCUCCCACAACAAUUUCUCCGGGAGAGUCCCCGACACCCCGUUCUUCUCCAAGCUCCCCGUGAGCGUCCUCUCCGGCAACCCUUCCCUCUGCCUCCCCGGAAGCCCCUGCGCGGCCGGGUACGGCAAGGAUCGGCGGCGGUCGACGGUGGCGCGGCUGGUGAUGGUGGUCCUGCUCUCCGUGGCCUGCGCCCUGCUGGUGGCGGCGCUGUACAUUAUCCUCGCCAGCAGAAGGCGGGGCCGGAACGGUGGGCCCGACGACGAUUGCGACCAUCUCGAUGCCGACGCCGACGUGGAGAUGGGCCCACCGUGGGAAGUGACGUUGUAUCAGAAGCUUGACCUGUCAAUUUCCGACGUGGCAAGGUCCCUGACGUCCGCAAACGUCAUAGGCCGCGGCCGCACUGGGGUCGUCUACAGGGUCACGGUCUCCUCGGGGACAACCCUAGCCGUCAAGAAAUUCAAAUCCUCGGAGAAAGUCUCCGCCGCCGCGUUCUCAUCGGAGAUCGCGACCCUCGCAAGAAUCCGCCACCGGAACAUCGUCCGCCUGUUGGGAUGGGCGGCCAAUCGAAAGACCAAGCUCCUCUUCUACGAUUACAUGGCGAAUGGCACAUUAGGAGAGUUUCUCCACGAAGGAAACUGCGGGCUUUUGGUCGAAUGGGAGACCCGAUUCAAGAUCGCGUUGGGCGUCGCCGAAGGAUUGGCGUACCUCCACCACGAUUGCGUCCCGGCGAUCCUCCACCGCGACGUGAAGUCGCACAACAUCCUCAUCGGCGACCGGUUCGAGUCCUGCCUCGCCGAUUUCGGUCUGGCCAGGCUCGUGGAGGACGGGCACGGUUCGUUCUCGGCCAACCCGCAGCUGGCCGGUUCGUAUGGCUACAUGGCACCGGAGUAUGCUUGUAUGCUGAAAAUUACGGAGAAGAGCGACGUGUACAGCUACGGAGUAGUUUUAUUGGAGAUCAUAACGGGCAAGAAACCGGUCGACCCAACGUUCACCGAGGGGCAACACGUGGUCCAAUGGGCGAGAGAGCAUCUGAAGAGCAAGAAGGAUCCGGUUGACAUUCUCGACCCGAAGCUGCAAGGCCACCCGGAGACGCAAAUACAGGAAAUGCUCCAAGCCCUGGGGAUCUCGCUCCUGUGCACGAGCAACCGGGCGGAGGACCGGCCGACGAUGAAGGACGUGGCGGCGCUGCUGAGGGAGAUUCGGCACGAGCCGAUCGGGGGCGGCGGCGGCGGCGGGAGCGAGGGGGGACAGAAGGUGAAGCCGGCGGUGAAGACGGGGGAGAGCCCGCGGUCGUUGUCGUCGUCGUCGGCUGCGGUGACGCCGGCGCAGUUGUUGAUGGUGCAGGGGUCCUCGAAUUGCUCGCUCGCCAAUUAUUCCUCUAGUUAUAGUAAGCAGUAGGGAAUCAGAGAUCACAUGGCUGGUGUUUGGGCGUUGUAGAUCUAGCAAAUUAGUUUUAAAAAAAAAAAAAAUCUGGGAUUUGACCGGAAGGACAAAUUAGUGUUCGAGGGGAGUGGUAGUGUUGAUUAGUUUAAUAUUUUUCAGACUUUUUGCCCACACCACAUGAAGGGCAGAAAUGCAGAAUAGUUUGUAGAAAUUUGGUGGGGGAGAUAGAGUGGCCAAUGAAGGAAAGAAAGAUGCCUUUCUUUGGAUACUCACGUGGCGCACAUGCCAUUAGCCUGUACCAAAUUAGCACAAAAAAAAUAUAUAAGGAAGAGAAAUUUAUAUUGAAUGAUAAUAAAUUAAUAAUGCAUCUCCAGUUAUCCUAUACUAGCUGAUGAGUGAUGACUCAUGUGUAAUGUGAGCUUUGUAGAGUACUCCCACCUCUAUUACACUACGCCUUCAAAAUUAGUCGAGCUGCGCAAGCGGCUCGUUAUUCGAUUGAGGAAAAAAAAAUUAUUCGAAAUUUGGCUCGUUUACUAAUAAGUCGAGUUUGAGUUUAGCCUCUUGCAGCUCGCGAGCUAGCUUGACUCGGUAGCUUGUGGAGCUCAAUUUGUCGUGAGCUAGCUCGUUUAAAGCUAAUGAGAUGUCUCAAACUCUCGACAUUGUGGCUAGAGAGCCAACUCGAUUACCGCGAGUUAUGAGCGAAUCAAUUUUUAUGAGUUAGAUUUUGAUAAUUCAUAGGAUUGUUAAAUUAUAUAUCUUACUCUAUAUGAAGUUUAACACGUAGAUUAUGUGAGCAAAUAUGCCUUAUCUUAAUUUUAUAAAGCAAUUAUGUAUCAUAGAUUGCUUCGAUGGUGUGAAAUAACAUAAAUUUCACUAGUUAAAUUUAUUAACUAAAUAAUUUGAUACAACAAAGUAUAACAUGUGAUUACUUAAUAUUGAACACUUAAUUAAUAAUAAUAAUAUUAUUAUUAUUUUCUUCAUCUUCACAUUAAUAACAUGUAUCAUGUAUGAUAUACAAAAUGAAUAUAUCAAAUACAAGUCAAGAUUUUAAGCAAGCUAGCUCGAACUCGACUCGGCUCGUUACUAAAUGAGUUGAGAACAAGCCAAGCUCAAGGUCAACUCGUUUAUUAACGAGCUCGAGGUCAACCCGUUUAUUAACGAGUCGAGCUCAAACUGGGGUAAAACUCGACUCGAUUCGGCUCAUUUGCAGCCCUAGACCACUAUGCUUGCUGGGCUACAGUAGAAGGACUUGGCACCUAAUUUCCAAAAUACUAACUCCAUUAAUAGAUGGAAAAGUAAAUCCCAUACGGAGAGAUUUAUUUUAUAAGGUAAAACUGAAUUUAAUUGACAAGACUUAUUUUGAAUUGAAAUGAGGGAGUUCCUAUAAAGCUGGACGUGCUUACUAUGGAGCACUGUAAUGAUAGGUGAUCUCAUGGGAAGUCAUCUUAAUAUGCACUUUAAAGCAAAAAUCAUGGGGAUCUAUGCUCAAAGCGGACAAUAUCUUGACGAGAAAAUGUUCGGGAUGUUACAAAUCAUUUUAGAGUGUUUAUUAACAAAAAUAAAGUUACAGAAUAUCG